UGCAGUUGUGCAAAUUCCCCGAUCUUUUAAUAAUCUGGAUAUAUUUUGGUCCGUUGUAUGUAAAUCAAAAGUAUUUGAAGAUCGAAUAAUCUGCUCCGCGCCCGGCUCGGGUCCUCUCGACAACCAGCACUGUCUUGUAAUGUUUACUUCUUUCGUGCUUCGGCGUGUCCUCUCGAGCGCUUGUGUAGCGGACUGAUGUAGUGUCUGUUUGCUCAAUUAUUUGACACAAACAGUUCAUAGGUUGGGUAGCUUUAUUCAUACGCUUUAUUCACACGAAGGAUGUCCAUCGUGCACAAUCGAUGAAAAUACUCGAUGUGAAUACACCCAGGUUAGUUGCAUCCAUAGUCGAGAACGAAGUGCGAGCAAGAUCCUCGUUCAUGAUGGCGAUGUUUCGCAGUUUUGUGUCGGCUACUCAUCAGCUCAGGCAGCAUCAACAAAACGGGGCAGCCGCGGCUGCCACUGGCGAGAGUCUCGAGAGCCAGUUCUCCUGCCCAAUUUGCCUGGAGGUGUAUCAUAAACCUGUCACCAUUGGAAGAUGUGCCCACACGUUCUGUGGGGAGUGUCUGCAGCCUUGUCUCCAGGUCACCUCUCCCCUCUGCCCUCUGUGCCGCAUGCCUUUUGACCCAAAGAAGGUGGACAAGUCCUCCAGUGUGGAGAAACAGCUGUCCAACUACAAGGCCCCCUGUCGGGGCUGCAGCAAGAAGGUGUCUCUGGUCAAAAUGAGGUCACACAUCUCCUCUUGCACAAAGGUCCAGGAACAGAUGGCCAACUGCCCAAAGUUUGUGCCUGUGGUCCCCACUUCACAGCCCAUUCCCAGCAAUGUUCCAAACCGUUCCACCUUUUCAUGCCCGUUCUGUGGAGCCCGCAAUCUGGACCAACAGGAGCUGGUCAAACACUGUAUGGAGAACCACCGCAACGAUCCCAACAAAGUGGUGUGUCCUGUAUGUUCAGCCAUGCCCUGGGGGGACCCCAGCUACAAGAGCUCCAACUUCCUCCAGCACCUCCUCCACCGGCACAAGUUCUCCUACGACACGUUUGUGGACUACAGCAUUGACGAGGAGUCAUCACUGCAGGCAGCCAUGGCCCUGUCCUGUCAAAUCAAAUGUUAAAGUGAGUGACUGUCUGACUCUGUGUUUACAGGACUACAGUAUCGAUGAAGAGGCGGCACUACAGGCAGCCCUGGCUCUCUCCAUGGCAGAGAACUGAGAGUCCUCUGAGUCCCCCAUUCUGCUGUCUGGGGACUCACUUCCAUCCCGACACCCCACUAGCUCUCUUCCUUUUUCUGGAUCCACCCCAUAUCCAGCCCCCUCCACUGUCUCCUCACAGGGAACGUUUGGAAGGACCUGGCCAAGACCCCCACUCUGGGAGAGCUACAGAGAGAUUAUCUCCUAACCCUGUCCCUGAUCCUCUGCCUGGCCCUGGCCAAGACCCCCACUCUGGGAGAGAUUAUCUCCUAACCCUGUCCCUGAUCCUCUGCCUGGCCCUGGCCAAGACCCCACUCUGGGAGAGCUACAGAGAGAUUAUCUCCUAACCCUGUCCCUGAUCCUCUGCCUGGCCCUGGCCAAGACCCCCACUCUGGGAGAGAUUAUCUCCUAACCCUGUCCCUGAUCCUCUGCCUGGCCCUGGCCAAGACCCCCACUCUGGGAGAGCUACAGAGAGAUUAUCUCCUAACCCUGUCCCUGAUCCUCUGCCUGGCCCUGGCCAAGACCCCCACUCUGGGAGAGAUUAUCUCCUAACCCUGUCCCUGAUCCUCUGCCUGGCCCUGGCCAAGACCCCCACUCUGGGAGAGCUACAGAGAGAUUAUCUCCUAACCCUGUCCCUGAUCCUCUGCCUGGCCCUUCAUCCACUCUGCUCACCUGCUUAACUCGUCCCAUUACAUCAUACUCUCAGCCGGCAGCAGCCCCUUCACUUCCUGUAUACUGGGGAGGAGGGGAGCUUGGCCUCCCAAUAAAUGUUGCAAUUUAAAACCACUGCAAUGUAAACCAGUGAGUACAGCAUGGACAUUGUUGUUAUUCUGCAGUAAGUAUGAAGGUUCCCAAAAGUAAUGAUUUAAGGUAUUUUCUUUUACUCUUUGUUUUUCACUGUUCAAAUGAAACUUUUUCAAACUCCAGGAAAAUGCCAUCACUUGACACACGUUCUGGUAAAAGUACCACAGAUUAGUUCUGUUCAAGUUUAUUCUCAAGUUUGAUGGCUUUUUGAUUGAGGGACUACAGUUGAAUGGCUUGACCCCAUUCUCAGUGUGAUAAUCUUACCGCUGGGUGACAGUCUAGACAUGACCAGUUGAACACAGAGAGUGAGGACAUUCUUACAUCCCCAUCACGACAACAACACACCCUUAACAUUUGCAACGCGAAUCAAAACAAACUCUCAAACUAUCCCCUUUUGUAUUCAGAGUUCGUGUGAAUACUUGCACUUGUCACAUUUUUCUACAUAAUUGAACUAUAGAUUGUUCUUAUUUCACAGUUGAGAAACAGAAUUGUAGUACUCCAUUCAUUCUUCACUCUGCUGAUAUUUUUAUGAAGCACCAGACAAGAUAAAAAAUAUAUUUUUGGAAAAUGUCCCAGUUUCAAAUGGUGUACUAACAAUAAGAAACGUGUUUAUUGGAAAUGUGUUCAUUGUUUUACCACCUUUUUCUAAGUACCGUUGGGACUGUACUGCUGGCAUCAGUUGUUAGCAGGAGCUUAGAGCCCAUGUGUAAUACGCUCUCAAACACAAGAGGGCGCCCCAGUCUCAAAAUAGACCUGGCAAUAGUCAUUCAAAGCCAUCCAUCCAUGUUCUUCAGUCAGUGUUACUCCAAGUCAUCAUGUUUAUACCCAUUCACAGUAUUGUGAAGAAUGCCCAUGUGUUGCCUAAAUAUAUGACCUGUUUGGUUUAGUGCCCACUAGGAGAAGUGCAAUAUUAUGACGUGAGUACUGUUGGAUAAGUCUAUCCUUGUGGUUGAGUUGGAUGCUGUCCCAUAAGAGUCCAGUUUUAUGUUAAUUAUUGUCUUGAACACCAAUGUUCCUAGGCCAUUUACCUUUCAGGAUCCGCACUGCUCCAAUCUCAGUGGGGUCUCCCCAAAACCCAUUGGUCAUCAGAGCUGUGAAAAUCUGUUUGUAACAGGCCUGGAAUGUGUACGGCAUAUUGAAUCAUUAUGUUCCAAUGGUUUGUUAAAGACGUCCACUUUCUGAUAGCGCAGUAAUUAUUCAAGUUGGAUUGAAGCAGAACUGUUCAGAACAGCUGCAUAUUCAAUCUUAUGAGAUCAAUUUCUCUAACGGCACAAUGCUUCAAAGGGAUACAAUUAUAAAAGUACGUUGCCCCGAAGUAAAUGUCCAAUUAUAUGUUUGAGUAGUAGUGUACCCGUUGAGCUAGCAUUGAUCUAUGGAGGUUUAAGAGAAUGCUUAGGUUCACUCUGAUGAAGGAUGCAUUAUGGGAAACUGGUUUGAUUGUUCUUUAUAUAGCAAGCAAUGGAGGAAGAUAUUGUGUAUUGUGAUUAGUUGUUACUAGACUGACUAGUAGAAGUAUAAUGGUCUGUCCAUUUGUGUUUUUCCUUGCUUCCGAAGGGAAUUGUACAUACGGUAGAGAAUGCAACAUUUAGGUUUACGUCUAACGUUUCACAAGUUAUAUCUUUUUCCCAGAGCAAUGCAUUGAAAUAUUGCACUUUAAUUCCGAAAUAUAUUUUGACGGGUAGGAAUUUUGUGUCAUUUAUUUUCUCUUUUACUUUAAUUCGUUCCAAUGUGUCCCAUUUCAUGGUGGAUGAUAAUGUAAGUUGUGGCUGUUUUUGUGUAAGAGCAGAGGGAAGGUUAAGUAUGAUCUCAGUCAUAACAUGUUGUUUUGGAGUACUGGGCUGGUAUAAAAUGUAUUUGUCUGUUGUGUCAUUUAAUAUUUUAUAGAUGGGUAUAGAUUGCAAAAUCAACUGAGAAAAAACCAUCCCAGAUGCACAAUAUUGUGGCAAAUCAAAAUGGACUCUCGGCUUAGUCGGAAGUGUUCCUGGAGAUAAUGCAUCCUUAUUUGAAAGACAUCGACAUGUUAUAUUUUCGUUGUUUUAAAUGUAAUGUACCGGUUGGUGGCACAGUAUUGACAGCUGUAGCCAUUGGAGAAAAACUGUCGUCACCAUGAGAAGUCCUGAGUUUCUUCUGGGGCACCAAGGAAUUGUCACGCAUCUUUAAUGUAAUCAUUUACUCAGCCUUUUUUACUUCCUAAUAAUGAUGCUAUUUUAGAAAUGUAAGUUAAAAGGUAUUGUGUGUUUAGAUCAGUGUUCACGUGCACAGCUGUAGCCUAAUGUAGAUUUUCUAUGGAGUUUACCUGAAAUGUAUACUUUUCACUCUUUGUGUACUGUUGCAUCCAUGCAUAAUGCCACUGUACUGUGCAUCAUCAUCCCAAAUGUCCUGCUUGUGGUCAAAACCAGCCCAAUCUCUGUCAAAUAAACUCAAUGUUGCAGGUCACACACUGAUAGACCACCUGCAACAAAGACAUACACCAAAAACCCCAAAAACAGGACGUUGAAAUUGAAAGGGUCAUUUGUUGGGUCAUUUUUGUCAAGAGGGCCUUACUGAGACUGUCUGUUCUAAUCUUGGUAAGGCUGACAGGAAAUAGACUGCCAUAUAGACCCGUAUCACAGCAAUCAGAGAAGACAGAGCCUGUGUCUCUGACUGUGUGUGUGUCCCCCCCCCCCCCCCCCCCAGGACUUGGCUGCCCUGAGAGUGUAUGUAAUGUCACUCAGUAUAGGCACAGGCUGAUGUUGUCCUCCCCAGGAGGGUCUGCGCUACAGUCACUUGAAGCAGGACGUUUCCUUCAGGGCCACUCUACCCUAAAGACCCAGCCUGGGGUUUUGGCCCUACUGUCAGGGCCUGUGUGUGUUAAAUGUGAUUUAUGCAUUCUUGAAAAAAAGUAAUAAUACCAGUAAUAACAAUGUGGAUAUUCAAGUUAUAACACUGUUUGAAGUUUAAUAAGAUAUUGUAUUUGUAGCAGAUUUUUCUUUCCCUCAAUAAAAACACUGACCCAUCCCA
Messenger RNA from Oncorhynchus nerka (sockeye salmon), 4988 nucleotides. Its product is annotated as E3 ubiquitin-protein ligase RNF166-like. Gene Ontology annotation, molecular function: ubiquitin protein ligase activity. The record is from RefSeq and is a predicted model, not a curated record. The coding region runs from base 300 to 1109 and encodes 269 amino acids. The transcript is spliced from 6 exons. Gene Ontology annotation, biological process: ubiquitin-dependent protein catabolic process; protein polyubiquitination. Lineage: Eukaryota; Metazoa; Chordata; Actinopteri; Salmoniformes; Salmonidae.